AAAGAUUACCACUACUCUCCAGCCACUGAUGUACUCAUAAUUCUUGAUAGUAACUGCGCAGACGCAAUAUCAUUUCUGCAGGAGCAGCAAUAUCACACCUUCAGUCGGAAACACAAUCACGAAAACGUCAAUAUAAUAAUAGAAUUUAAAAAUCUAUGUAAUAGAAAAUUAUGCUUGCUCUUGAAGCUUGCUCGACUUCAUCAGUUGUCUUGUUCAGUUGAUACAUAAACAUUAACAAACCUAUGUUAUAUUUGCAAGAAUGAAGAAAACUAUCGCUUCCGAAGGCCAUACAGAUGGCUCAUAUUUGGACCUUUAUUUGAUAACAAUGGCCCAACAGCGCCUGAAAUAAAAAAUCUAAGCAUGUUCGUUGAUUCAGAAGUGUUAGUUGCAAAGAAGAUAGAGAAUAACUACAUGCUAAGUUUAAUUUACAGAAUAUCAUCGGAGAGUGAAUGGUAUUCGGAAGAUUACGGAAUUUGGUCUAAACCCUACGGCCUAAACAAAUCAAGCGAAAUAAUUUUUUCAGCCACCAUACGCCGCAAAGAUCUUAGAGGUUUAACAAUAGUAACGUCACUCAUAAUAAGCGAUAACAGAACGAAAUAUGAAUUGUACGACUUCAGAAACCUCUUAGUCGACACAGUAACAAAAACUACAGUGCGUCACUUAACACCCCUGUAUCAUUUCAUGAACGCUACAAAAGCCUUCGUGUUCACCGACAACUGGGGCUACUAUAUAAACGGCUCCUGGAAUGGCAUGAUUGGCGACCUGGCGCGUGGAGACGCUGAUCUUGGAGGAUCAUUGGCAUUUAUAACAAAGGAAAGGCUGGCGGUCGUGGAAUAUUUAUCUCACCCAACUCCGAUCACAGCGAAAUUCGUGUUCAGAGAACCACCACUAUCGUAUCAACAUAAUUUGUUCCUACUGCCUUUCAAGACAACAGUAUGGUGUUGCAUUGGAGCAUUUAUUGUUCUCGUCCUAUUGAUUUUGUACAUUAACGCGCAUUGGGAUAUAAAAAAGUUUCAACAUUAUCGCCAGAAAACGAUGGAUUUUACGGCAUUAAGACCUAAUCUGAGCGAUAUAACAAUAUUUCUCAUCAGUGCUAUGGCACAACAAGGCAGCCACCAGGAACUUAAAGGUACCCUAGGCCGUUUGGUGAUGUUCAUUCUCUUUCUGACAUUCGUUUUCCUCUACACCUCGUAUUCAGCGAGCAUCGUGGCGCUGCUGCAGUCUAGUUCCAACCAGAUCCGAAGCUUGAACGACUUGCUGCAUUCAAAACUGGAACUCGGCGUGGAAGACGUACCUUAUAAUAAAUAUUAUUUUUCUACCGCCACAGAACCCAUCCGCAAAGCUAUAUAUGAGACUAAAGUGGCGCCAAAAGGAUCCAGACCGAACUUCAUGAACAUUGAUGAUGGAGUAAAGAAACUGAGAAAUGAACCGUUCGCCUUCAACAUGAACACUGGUAUAGGAUACAAAUAUGUGGAGAAAUACUUCCUCGAACACCAAAAAUGUGGACUGCAAGAGAUUGAGUACAUCGAAAACAACACGCCUUGGUUGCCUUGCAAGAAACAUUCGCCAUUUAGAGAAAUUUAUAAAGUCGGAUUAUUCAGAGUCAACGAACACGGAUUAGGGGACAGAGAGAAUCAACUAGUGUACGCCAAGAAGCCGGCAUGCACCGCCCGCGGCGGGAACUUCGGCUCUGUCAACAUGAUAGACUUCUAUCCGGUACUACUGCUGCUACUGUAUGGGAUGAUCACGGCCUUUCUACUCCUGUUCUUAGAAAUCUUUAUACAUCAAAAGCAAAUGGCACUUACAUUGUCAUGGAAUAGCGCGCUUAUUUAAUAUACUUACUGCUUUUAUAACUAAACGUAAAGCUAGUCGAAAUCAUUGUAACAGUAAAACUGCGAUAUUGCAUUUAACUUAAGAGAUGGAGCUAUAUAUUUACCUACGUCAUUAUGGCAGCUAUUCGUUCGAAGUUUACCUAUAUAUGCAGCAGAGUUGGCAGGUAUCUGCGAUAAUUUCAUUCUAACACGCAACUGCAGUCAACUUCACACCAAUUUGUAUUUGCAAGCACGAAAAAUCUAAUAAAUAAACAUUUUUUUUGUUUAUUUAUUACCAGCACUUGUUUUGAUCAUAUUAUGAUAAAUACCUACACAAUUAUAACAAUGCAUCGAAAUAUAAGGACACGUUUCAGUAUUGAACUAUGGGUGACGUGUUCGCGGUAAUUUCCUAGUAUCGUUUUGCACACAAAUAAUCUCACUUAGAACGAUAGAUCGUCUUUACGAUAAGCAUUUCUUUGUAAUAAUUAAUAAAUGUAAUAAACUUAGUACAAUAA
Manduca sexta (tobacco hornworm) is the source of this 2326-nucleotide messenger RNA. Its product is annotated as glutamate receptor ionotropic, delta-1-like. The transcript is spliced from 10 exons. Bases 361 to 1833 code for a protein of 490 amino acids. The record is from RefSeq and is a predicted model, not a curated record. Gene Ontology annotation, molecular function: ligand-gated monoatomic ion channel activity. Gene Ontology annotation, cellular component: membrane. Lineage: Eukaryota; Metazoa; Arthropoda; Insecta; Lepidoptera; Sphingidae.